Molecule: messenger RNA, 4657 nt
Organism: Phytophthora nicotianae INRA-310
Lineage: Eukaryota; Oomycota; Peronosporomycetes; Peronosporales; Peronosporaceae
Exons: 4
Coding region: 60-4583 (1507 amino acids)
Biological process (GO): intraciliary retrograde transport
Cellular component (GO): axoneme; intraciliary transport particle A; ciliary basal body
Molecular function (GO): protein binding
Source: RefSeq, a predicted model, not a curated record
CACGUCGGUUCAACUGGCUAAGAUCUAGUAGUACACUGCGUUGGGCGAGGUCGUAAAGCAUGGCCUUGUUCUACGACUACAAUGUGGCGGUGCCUGCCAACUUGCGGCAGAUCUGCUCGGUCUGGGGGGAGCUGGAUCCUGUGCUUGCCGUCGCAUUGGAGAAUCGAGAAAUUCAUUUCUUUACGGAUGAGGGUGAAAAGCAGCAAGGGCUGGAGAGCUACUCGCGCAGUGCCGAUAUCGUCACGAUGGCCUGGCAGCCUCGUGGUGGGGCAUUAGCAGUUGGUUGGAGCGAUGGCAUGGUCUCACUGUGGAUAUUCAAGGAGCAAACAGCACGCGAAGUCAAUUCUCCGCACACGAGCCGCGUGUGCUUGUUGAAAUGGGCCCCGGCGGGUAACAGACUUAUGUCUGCCGACGAGAACGGAGUGUUCGCCGUUUGGAAAGUCGACAGUCGCUGCCAACUCACACUCAGCACACAAUACGCGCGUCAGGGUAGCUUCACUCAUUGUGUUUUUGCCACACGACCCGCUCUAUCGAAGGACAGCAACAUCAAAAACGACUACUUUUCCCAGCAUUCCUGUCCGCAGUUCUUUUAUGGUGGUGAAGCAGGAUCUGUGCACUAUGCAGACGAUCUAGGACAUAUUUCGGACAUUCAGGUUCUAAAUCACGCGAUCGACUCGAUGAUGUUUUACGAAGAACAGAACCGCCUUUUAGUCAUCACGCGGGCAGUGCAGCUUAUUGUGUACCAAAUAGGAGCGACAGACGGCACGGUGAAGCCCAUUACUAAGGUCAAACUGAGUCUUGCAGGAGAAGGAUCACUGCUUGAAACCAAGUGGGCUAGCCCGGGGUUACUAGCAAUCGCAUCUGGUGAACCUUUAGUGCGAUUCUGGAACAUUCGCACCGAAGAGAACAGCGUAUUGAGUCUACCAAAGUCCAGUGGACUUAAUUACAACGUCAACAACUUGACUUUUUCGCCACGUAGACGUAUCCUCGUGGCUGGUACGGCUCAAGGAGCAGUGUUUUUCUGGCGCGCCACGUCCUUUAUUGACACCAACGCGCAGGGUAACGCAGACUCAGUAAAUGUGUCAUUUCGUUGGGACCUUCUCUUCACAGCGGAAGUAGGGCGCGCUAUCACACGCAUUGGCUGGAGUAAUGCACACCCUGCUAUAUAUGCUAACACUGUCGAAGGUGUGGUCAUUUUGCAUGAAGGCAACAUGCAGCGUGCACUUUGUGGAGAUACCGCAGUAAUUCAAGUACGACCCAAGACGCUUUCUAUCGAGAAAUUCCAAGAUGGAGCGCACUCUGGAGUGACUAUCACGCAGUCGAUGCUGGAGGCAUCACUGCGUGUCAAGGGUGUUUCGCACGAUGGAUCAAUGCUCGUGGCUUGGAACGGUUCGAAAGCCGAAGUAUACGAGAUGAAGGACGGUGACGUCAAGAUGAUUAAUCAGUUCAAGUGUUUUUCGAGCUCAAUGGUGUUAAGGGGCGAAUCAAUCUACCGCGCGAAUGGAAAUCACGUCGAAGUCUGCAAUCUUGCAGGAGUUGUGAAGAACACCAUCUCAUUCACAGAGGCCGAGGGCUGUCCGGCGAUGUUAUCUCUUCAAAAUAAAUUCCUUGCAGUAGGCACAGAUCGCGGGCUACUGCGUGUGUUCGACGUAUCUCGUCGUGAUCCUAAAGCUCUAGGAAGUAUGGGCAAUCUCCCCGAAGCUUUCGGUGAAGAGACGAAAUCCGCAGUGAUGCGAGCAAUUUGCAUCAACUCAGACGGCACACGUAUCUGCAUUCUAGCAGACCGCGUUGAAGGUGGUUUGCGAAUGCGAGAGCCACUGAACAAGCUCUUUUUAUUCCAGACGGACCUCAAUAUCUAUCAGCAGUUUGACUUUGGAUCUUCACGCUACCCAGUCUCCGUCUUCUUCGACCCCCAAGAACCUCGAUUGCUUGUCUGUGAGACUGUCAAGACUGCAAAUGAUAAUUUGUCCACCGCAACAGGUGUUAGUCGUCGGGACUUGAAUACCGACGAUGGGCUAGGAGCUGGUGGUGCAGGUGGCAACCGAGGGAGUCAAGUCUCGGACAAGGAAAUCACGAUCAUUUUCGCAUCGAACGAGCACGGUCUCCUCAUGCAGGACAGCUUCGACCUUGAACUAAAGUACGCGGCGUUGCUAGGCAUUCAAGUCCCACGAGUGUAUUUCGUAGCGAAAGUGGACAAUGGCUCUUUGGAUGACUCCACUACUGUGGUGCACGUUGGUCGAACUAAGACCGACAACCCCGUCACGAAAAUUCCGACGGUAUACGAUACUGUUAGCUACCUUCGAACCCAGAUCAUGCGUGACUUCACAGGCCUGGACAAGGUCAACAACGAGGCCAAGCAAGCUUUAAUCGACUUCUGUUACUAUAUGACGGUGGGCAACAUGGAUGAGGCGUACCGCUCAGUCAAACUCAUUGAGAAUCCGUCCGUUUGGGAGAAUAUGGCUCGCAUGUGCGUCAAGACGAAGCGCUUAGAUGUGGCUGAAGUGUGUCUCGGAAAUAUGGGUCACGCUCGUGGUGCAGCUGCCGUGCAAGAAGCCAAGAAGGAACCGGAACUGGAAGUGGCCAUUGCAAUGGUAGCGAUCCAACUAGGCCUGCGCGAUGACGCAGCACGGCUCUACCGUGAGUGUGGACGUUACGACCUGCUCAAUAAACUCUACCAAGCUAGCGGAUACUGGAAGAAAGCUGUAGAUGUAGCAUCCAAACGAGAUCGGAUCCAUCUCAAGACGACGUACCAUGCGUUGGCUCGUCACUAUGAAGAAAUGGGCGAUCUCAAAGAGGCGAUGGAGGCCUAUGAAGAUGCUGGAACUCAUCAAAAAGAUAUCCCACGAAUGCUAUUCAAACUAGGGAAGGUUGAUCUUCUGCAAAAGUAUGUGGCCACUUCUAACAACCGCGAUCUGUUGAUCUGGUGGGCGCAAUUUCAGGAGAGUCAGGGUCAAUUCGAUGCGGCAGUGGAGAGUUAUCAGCGUGCCAAGGACUAUUUGUCCAUUGUUCGCGUUUUGUGCUUCAAGAAGGACUUCCAGUCUGCUGCUAAGGUGGCACAGACCAGUGGAAAUCGCGCAGCAGCUUACCAUUUGGCUCGACAAUUUGAAGCACACAACGAGAUUUCCAACGCGAUCCAUUUCUUCGCAAGCGGUGGUUGCUACAACCACGCUAUUCGCUUAGCCAAGGAACACCGCAUGGAUGCAGAUCUCAUGGGGUUCGCCCUUAUGAGCAAGCCUAACGACAUGCUCGACUGCGCUGCGUAUUUCGAAGAGCAGCGCGAAAUGGAGAAGGCAGUCCAGCUCUACCACAAAGGAGGCAAUGUGGCGAAAGCUCUCGACUUGUGCUUUCAAGCGCAACUCUUUGAAGAGCUGCACCACCUCACGGACGAGCUUAGUGGCUCUGGUAACACAUCUCCUGCGAUUCUCAAGAAAUGCGCUGACUUUUUCAUUGCAAACGGCCAUUACGCCAAGGCCGUGCACUUGUGCUUGAUUGGAAACCGAGUGACAGAGGCACUCGAUGUGUGUAUGCAGCACGACGUACAGGUUACGGAAGAAAUGGCGGAGAAGAUGACUCCACCAAAAGGUGAAGACCCUACGCCUGCAGACAAGAAGAGACGCACGGAGCUACUGCUCAAACUCGCCAAGUGUUGCAAACAACAAGGCUCGUACCACUUGGCCACGAAGAAAUACACUCAAGCUGGCAAUAAACUCAAGGCCAUGAAGUGCCUACUCAAGUCGGGAGACACUGAAAAGGUCGUAUUCUUCGCCAAUGUGUCGCGUAACGCCCAAAUCUUCGUCCUUGCCGCCAACUACUUGCAGAAUCUGGAUUGGCGCAAGGACACGGAGAUUCUCAAGAAUAUUGUGGGAUUCUACACCAAAGCUCGUGCAUUCGAGCAGCUAGCAGCUUUCUACGCUGGUUGUGCUCAAGUGGAGAUUGAGGAGUAUCGUGACUACGAAAAGGCAAUUUCUGCCUUGCAAGAAGCUGUGAAGGUGGUGUCCAAGUCUCGCGCAGAUGGCAAGGAUGCUCUGAUGAAGCGCUACGAGAAGCGUAUUCUACUUAUCGAGCAGUUUAUUGUCGCCCGCCAGCAGGCCAAGCACAACCCGAAGGAGAUGAUGGACAUGGUCACGAAGUUGCUGGACGAGCCUGGUAUCGAAGAAGCUAUUCGUGUGGGUGACGGGUAUGCUAUGUUAGUUGAAGGCUACUACGAGGAGGGCGAGCUGAACAAGAGCUUUGAGAUCAUGGAGGAGAUGAAGCGAAAAGGACUCACACUCAAGUCGUACGUGGACCCUCGAGUAGUGGAGGCCGUUCAAGCGAAGCUAGGAAUGUCUCUGGGAGAUGACAGACGCCGUAGGCCAUCACCGAGCGACUACAAGCAGUCUAGUUCUUCCAGCCGCCCCAGCUCGCGUGAAGCCAAAUCCAGGCAACCAACAAGUCGGCCCAGUUCGCGAGAGGCGCAUAGUAUCCGCCCAGGCUACCGCGAGGCUGCAAUGAGCCGCCCCAACUCUCGCGAGGACAAAAUGCGUCACGGAGACGACGACGAGAUCGAAGAUGAAAUGGAAGAAGAUAUUGCAGAGGACGAGUAAGUAGGCAACUGCGAACACUGACUAGCAACAUAUUUUAUGUUUAGCAUUAUGAACACAAAGCACUUUACGUCGAU